This is a messenger RNA of Amphibalanus amphitrite, 1299 nucleotides long. It is a transcript of the gene sicily, whose product is annotated as NADH dehydrogenase (ubiquinone) complex I, assembly factor 6-like. The transcript is spliced from 6 exons. The record is from RefSeq and is a predicted model, not a curated record. Gene Ontology annotation, biological process: mitochondrial respiratory chain complex I assembly; biosynthetic process. Gene Ontology annotation, cellular component: mitochondrion. Lineage: Eukaryota; Metazoa; Arthropoda; Thecostraca; Balanomorpha; Balanidae. The coding region runs from base 57 to 1085 and encodes 342 amino acids.
GAACCACAGCGACACGACAGCGGACGAGCGAAUGCGAAUUGAAGCGCAAUCAGCUUAUGAAUCCGGGACCUUUUGGCCAGCCAGCCAAUCACGUCGCAGCUUUUAGCAAGAUGUCCGCCCCCAUGAUGUCCACGGGAGUCUUACGGCAAUUGCUGCGCUCUAGAAGACAACUAUUGAAAUUACCGGAAAUUGAGCGGAAAUACCAAUCAAGAUCAUCGUUUGCAAUAGUACAGGGGAGAAAUUCGUCUUCAUACUGCCUUGAGCUAGUGAGGAAAUAUGACUAUGAGAACUUCCUGUGCACACUGCUGUUGCCGAGCCAUGCUCGUGCUGGGGCAAUUGCUGUUAGAGCAUUCAAUGUCGAGCUGGCCCGGGUGAGGGACACUGUCUCCGAGACCCAGAUCGGCUUGAUGAGACUCCAGUUCUGGUUAGACGCUGUUGACAAGACAUUCAGCGGCGCUCCACCUGAGCAGCCGGUGGCGGCUGAACUCUACAAGGCCACCCAGCGCCACCGCAUCUCCAAGGGCUGGCUGAAGCGGCUGGUCGAGUCGCGGAACCAGUCGCUCUCCAGCCAGCCGUUCGACUCGAUCCGCGCUAUGGAGGAAUACAGCGUAAACACGGUGUCGCCGGUGAACUACCUCGUCCUUCAGUGUCUAGACCUGGGCCUGUCUGUGGACUCGGAGCACCUACAGCUGGUGAGCCGGCUGGGCCGCGCGCAGGGCCUCAGCUCGCUGCUGCGCUCCACUGCUCGUCUCGCACCGCGCCGCAUCUGCUACCUGCCCUCCGACCUGAUGGCCCGUCACGCCGUGAAAUCCGACCGACUCUGGCGUGGAAUGGACGACCCGGCCAUCCGAGAGGUGGCCUUUGAGGUGGCCAGCGCGGCCAACAGGCACCUGGAGCACGUGAAGGAGAACCUAUCCAAGGUGCCGCGAGAGGCGCGCUCGGCGUUUCUGCCGGGAGUGGCGGUGGCCAGCUACCUGCGGCGGCUGCAGCGGGCCGACUUCAACCUGUUCCACCCGGCCCUGCAGCAGCGCGACGGCUGGCUCCCGGCCCGGCUGUGGUGGAGGAACUGGCGGGGCACGCUCUGACAUACACGGUAGUGAAUAUGCGGUUUUGUUAGUUCUUUUGAGGUCUGAUGGCACAGUCAAGGCACAGCGGUCGAACAUCGACACUAGCGGUCGUGGUUUCUGGUUGGCUGCUCAGCAAUGAAUUGAACCGGUUAGUGAGUUACAAAUUAUAUGUUGCAUCAUGUGUUGAUUUUAUCGUGGAAUGUGAACUAAAUAAAGUGACCCUAAAAUUUGA